Molecule: messenger RNA, 3702 nt
Organism: Effrenium voratum
Lineage: Eukaryota; Dinophyceae; Suessiales; Symbiodiniaceae
Source: the annotation of a GenBank genome assembly
AUGCUUGAGUCCGAGCUGUUCUUCGGUCUGGACCACUCCCCCAUUUUUCUGGCGCUGCAGCACAAGCUGCUGAGCCUGCUCAAGGCCAUCCUGUUGGAAGCCAAAGUGCUUGUGCUUUCAGAUAGCCCAGAGCAGUGCAGCAAGUGGGUCCUGACCCUCCUGUCCUUGCUUCCGGCGGGGCUUUGGCUUGGCUUCAACUCCGACGGCUUCGGGCGGGAGCACUUCAUGUACCAGAAGCACGGCUUCCCCAUCCAGUGCUUUGGGCCCCGAUGCUGUGUGUAUCCCUAUAUGGGGCUUCAUAUGCUCGACAGCCUCCUCCAGAUGCGUGGCUUCCUGAUCGGCACCACCAAUCGGAUUUUCCUGGACCGGACAGUGCCAGACGUGGUCCUGGAGGUGCCAGGAACCGAGUCCAACAAGUUCUCCGUAGAGUUCCGGUGCAAGGAGCUGAAAGAGCUGACGAGGUGCACCAGCUGCGAGCGCAGCUGGCUGCAGGACGCCUGCGCGCGCCUCGGCGCCGCCAUGCCGGAGCCGGAGGAUGUGGACGAACCGCCGGUUGUCCCGGUGGUGCCUGUGAUGCCUGACCCGGCGGAGGAGGAUGAAGAUGAGCUGAUCGCCGCCUUGCCUGAAAUCGAUGCAGCUGUGGUCCGAAUCAGCUCAGAGGAGCUGGUUCGAGACGUGCAGACCGCGGAGGCGAAGAGGGCUGCAUGGAAGCAGGCCAGCUCUAGGGAACAUUUGCGUCAAGAGGCUGCCUGGGCCGCCGUUGUCGAUGCAGACCGCACGGCCUUCAUCGCCUACUGGCGGCGUUUGGUUGCGGCCGCGGCAAAGAUCGCGGGGCUGCAGCGGGAUUUGGCCCAGGGCCUCGAGGCAGCUACUCGCCAAGAGAAGUCCGAGCUGGGCCGCUUUGGGCUUCCCUUUCUUCAGCGCUGGGUGAGGUACACACACGGCGGCCGCACUUGGCUGCAGGUGCACAAGUUGCCUGUCACUGAGAAGCGGCCCAAGCCUCCGCGAGAAGGUCCGGGCACGUAUAUUUUCUCCAAUGGGGACGAGUACCAUGGAGAGUUCCGGCGCAGCAUGCGGCACGGCUCCGGCGUGUACGUCAGCCACAGGAAUCACAUGCAGUACGAUGGCCAAUGGUACCGUGACCGGCGUCAUGGGACCGGGACCCUCACCAUCGAAGGAGCCGGCAAGGUGCUGUACACCUACGACGGUCAGUGGCAAGCAGACAAGCGCCAUGGCUCCGGAAGCUGCGUGAGAUGCCACAAGGAGAAGUACUCCGGGCAAUGGAUGCAGAACCUCUACCACGGAGCUGGCACCUACGUGGAUGAGAAGGGGUCUUUGUACGAGGGCGAGUGGUAUGCCGGCAAGUUCCACGGCGUGGGCAAGCACGUCUGCAACGGGGAGACCUACACCGGGAGCUUCGUGGCCGGCGAGCGCCACGGUAUGGGACAGCUGGCGAAAAGCAGCGAGUCGCUCGAGGGCAUCGAGGACUUCCUCGGGCUUGAAAGUCUCUACGCAGGGCAGUGGCGUGCAGGGCAGAAGCACGGCCAAGGCACCGCCAUCUACACCAUGGGCGAGUACGAGGGGGAGUGGGUCAACGGCCAGCGUCAGGGCCAAGCUGCCUUGUCGCAGGAUGGCUACCACCUGGAAGGUCCUUGGGCCAGCAAUCUGCCGGGGACGGGCACGCACAUGAUCUUCUACCCAGAUGGCGCCAAGUACACAGGUCAAGUGACGGUCGUCCCUGCAGGUUCCCUGUGCACGCCUUGGAAGAUCGUUCCACAUGGGCAUGGAAUCCUCAAGGAGCCGAAGGGCCAGUUCUACCAAGGUUUCAGAAUGCGGAGCCGCAGCCGGCUCAGUGCUGGCAUCGGGUUCGGAGGAGCUGCCGGAGUGCGAAAGGUGCUAAGGUUCUCUCGCAUCGUCCCGCCUGUAGUGGACUUUGUCUACGACUUCACUUCGGCUCUGUGCCUUACGGUGCCUUGCGGUGUCGUACAGGUGCGCUUCUCAGCAUGGCGGCUCUUGGUGCCGCUCUAUUUGUUGCUCUUCCUUUUGGCCGAGGCCUCAGCAGACCGCCGGGGCAGCCAGGCCGCUUCCAAGGCCGUCGGCCUCCUGCUUGGAAAUGUGCCCGGCGCCGUUGCGUGCUUGGCCCGCACCUCCGUCCUCCCGUGCCAGCGCAGGCCCGAAAACUACCCGAAUGCCUUGACUCGUGCCAUCGCCGAGUGCCUUGUUGCACGCACGCUGCAGUUGCAUCGCCCCCUGCCUCAGCCUCCCGAGUGCGCAGAUGACUUUGCUCGCGUGCUGCUUCCCUGCGUGGUGCUGGAGCUGACGCUUAACUGGAAGACCGCGUUGGCAGUGGGCUUGGCAGCGGUUUGCAGCCAGAAGGCGAUCGCCCCGCUGGCCGGCAAGUUCUUUCGUGAUAUGGCGCGGUCGAGGUUGGGCACGCUGGCCUACCGUUCGCCGCCGCGGCCCGGGAUCUGCGUGGAGUCGCUGCAGCGGCUGGUGGUUGGGCUCUUGACCCGAGUGGCCGAUCUGGAGCGCGAAGUGACGCCCUUGAAGAACCACCUGGUGGGUGGAGGAUGUGUGCGUCCAGAAUGGAGGGCCUCCAAGGACGAAGAGGAUGUGGACGGGCUCAAAGACAAAGUCGACAAGCUGCUGACAGUUGUGCAGAGGCUGGAGGCGCGGGUGCCUCCGCCUUUGGUCGAGCAGAAGCGGACGGAGCCUGAGGAACCCGGCAUCUUCCCCAGCGAGGCGAGGGACAUCUACGACGAGGGCGAGGAGCGGUUCCUGAAGGUUGCCCCGGCGGCGAACCCACUGGAACUGCAUGGCUUGCUGUACACGGUGGCCUUCGGCGAUGAGACGGACGCCCUGAUGCUCAUCAGCGACGGGGGGGCCAAGGCGCAGCUGGAGGCCCGCGACAUGCACGGCCGCUCUGCCCUGCACUGCGCAGCUUCCCGGGGCUCCGUGGCCAUCGCGAAGAUGCUGCUGGACCACUCCAACUUCGUUCACUACAUCAACAGCGCCGAUAAAUAUCUCAGGACCGCUUUGCACAUGGCGGCACGGGCAGGGCACGCAGAUGUGUGUGAGCUGCUUCUGCAACACCGCCUUUUCACUGCUGCGAAAGCUGUGGACUGUGACGGCCAGACGGCCUUGCACCACGCGGCAGCUGCGGGCCAUGAAGACGUCUGCCGGGUGCUUUUGCAGCGGGGCCUGGACGCCGGCGCCGCCGACUGCUUCGGGCGCCUGCCGCUGCACCACUGCGCCCGGGGCGGCCACCCCCAUGCCGCGGAGGCCCUGCUGGCAGCUGCAGAGGUGAGCGCAGUGUGGGCGACAGAUUGUGACCAGCUCACGGCGCUGCACUGCGCCGCCUUCCGGGGACAUGUGGCGGUGUGUGAGACGAUGAUGAAGCAUCUCAGCUUCGAGCAGGUCUGCAAGGCUGGCGUCCUGGACUAUUCAACUCUUCGCCACUCCAGAGACGAAGUGUUGCCUGCAGUGCAGCACGCCUUGGAAGCCAUUGGCUUGGGCCUGGAAGAGCAGGCCAUGGACUCGCCGGAUGCCUUGGACGAGAUGAGGACGCCAUCCAGGACUUCCUGGAGGCCGUGCCGGAGCUUCCGGAACCGGAAUCCCCGGAAACGGCGGCGCCGGUGCCGGACGAAGCGCCGACGAAAGCGGCGAAGGCAAAGGCGGCGAAGGCGAAGGCCAGCUCUCUGA